Williopsis jadinii is the source of this 1920-nucleotide messenger RNA. It is a transcript of the gene ERO1, whose product is annotated as ER oxidoreductin. Lineage: Eukaryota; Fungi; Ascomycota; Saccharomycetes; Phaffomycetales; Wickerhamomycetaceae. Gene Ontology annotation, cellular component: endoplasmic reticulum; endoplasmic reticulum membrane. The transcript has a single exon. The record is from RefSeq and is a predicted model, not a curated record. Gene Ontology annotation, biological process: protein folding in endoplasmic reticulum. The coding region runs from base 144 to 1619 and encodes 491 amino acids. Gene Ontology annotation, molecular function: protein-disulfide reductase activity; FAD binding; thiol oxidase activity.
UGAUCCCAUUUUCUUAAUCUUCUCUUUCUGGAACACUUUUUGUUGGCCUCUUAAUCCUAAGUUUCUCCUUCCCUACAUUUCAUUCCCACUGGAGAACCAGAUCCUUCUGAUCAACUACCCAUCAACAGAAGAAACCAGCUACGAUGAGAUUCGGCAUUAUCUUUGGUGCCCUUGUGACGGUUGUGGCCGGUAACAACAGCCUGUUCAGCAUCGACACCGACUCGAUGAUUAGUAAUGAGUGCUGUGAUUUGACCUAUUCGAGGAUAAACACUGUGAAUUCCCAGAUCAGAUCAAAGGUUCAUAGCUUGGUUAAUGAAGAUUACUUCAAGCAUUUCAAGUUUCAACUUGACAUGAACUGUCCGUUCUUUGAGUGCCAAUCGAUAUGCUUUAGUCCUGGGUGUCAAUUAGAUUUGGAUGUCCAUUCGCAAGAAUACAAUUACGAUGUUGAUAACGAGUUGGAGAAUCUGAAUGAGGAUUCCUUCCUGGACUCUCUAUGCCCAAAGAAUAACCAGAACCAGAUCAUCGAAGACAGCGAAUGGUGUGAGUUGAAUGAUAGAGACGGCGUUAUCAUUGACAUAUCGAGAAACCCAGAGAGAUUCACAGGAUACGUCCCAACACCAGAACGUAACAUCUGGGGAAUGAUAUACCAAAACCAGCUGGAAGGUGAAUGUCCAAUGGAACAACACGUUUUCUAUCAGAUCAUUUCAGGUUUCCACAGCUCAGUAUCAACCCAUUUGUCCAACGAAUACUAUAACAACGCUACCAAUACGUGGGAACCAAACCUCGACCUGUUCAAGUUCAAAGUUGGCAACUACCCAGAUAGAAUAGCGAAUAUUUACCUGAACUAUGCUCUUGUGACCCGUGCGAUCUUGAAAUUGGAGCCUGUGUUGGCUGAUAUCAUCUUUAAUGCUCAUAACCAGGAGAACAACGAAGACAUCAGGGCUCAGAUAAACAGCAUCAUUCAGGAUCUACCGCACGACUUGUACGUGUUUGAUGAGCAUGUGAUGUUUCAGAACUCAGAGACUAAGGACGAGUUCAGAACCAAGUUCAAAAACGUUACGAAGCUUAUGGACUGUGUUACCUGCGAUAGAUGUCGUCUCUGGGGUAAGAUCCAAUCCACGGGUUAUGCCACUGCUCUCAAGGUACUAUUCGAAGACGAUAACACAAUGCAACACCUUCACAAGAACGAAAUCUCGAGUCUUUUCAACACUUUUGACAGAUUGACAAAAUCUAUAGAUUCGAUUCAAAAUUUUAAUCAUUUACAAGCAUUGAGAGAUUUGGAGUCUGAACAAGAUUUCCAAUACAUUUCGACUGAAGAUGAGCCAACUUUGGAUGACGAAGAUGAUUUAGCCCUGGAUAUCGAUUCCAUUGAGGUUGAAAGUAUAACUGAAGAUGGAAUUGAAGUCAAAAGGGGUAAGUCUUUAAAGCAAGCAUUUGAUGAAGAGUUGAAUGCUGUUUGGGAUGCCUUGAAAUUCAUCGGCUCGAGUUAUAUCAACUUACCUCAUAACUUGAAGAAUCUGGCACUUUACCAGUUCAACCUUUGGUGGAACAAGUUCAUAGGUAACCAAUCGUUUGACGAGGAACAAAACGAACAGUAUCUGCAUAAUAUCGUUGUUUGAUGUUUAUAUAUCUAUACGGGACUACAAACAGUACCGUGUUAUAUCAUCAUGACAUUAAAAUAUCUCUAACAUUAAAGAGUAGAACUCGAAGGAGCCGCGGCUUUGAUAAUAGGCCCCUGAGAAGUGUUUUCCCCCUUCUUAGCCCUCUUCUUAUAUGGCUUCCGCUCUUUACCACUCUUUGUGUAUUUUCUCUUGGGCCUAUUAUCAUCUUUCUUAUUCUUCUUUGUAGGCUUCCUAUCGCUCGUUCCAGUGCUAUUGUUAGAUGCUGAAGCCGAAUUGGUCCCGGUGGAUUGACCAACCG